AUCUUCAAAAUAAAAUUCUCUGCUAGUAGAGUGGUACACCAUGAGCGGGUAUACUGUAUAGUACUGUACUGUAUAUGGACUACAACUCGUUUCUGAUGAAGAAUGGCGUGCGUCCUUUUAAUCAAUUUGGUGAAGAUCAUACGUCAAAUUCGCAUUUACAAGUCAGGCAACCGGAUGAAAUGCAAGAUAAAGUGAUUCCAAACGGUUUCACAAGUUUCGGCGUUUGUUGGAUUCGCAAUAUCGUUUCAUAGCCUCUUGAACCCAUGAAUCCCUUUGUGGCGUUCCUCACCAAACAUUUUUACUCUGAAAAAGAUUUGCCGGAGGUAGUUUCAGCUAGCUUAACCGCUAUCUUGCCAGCAGCGUCAGCGGCGUUCCGGGCUCUAGUGAGACUCGUCACUGUGGCAGACAGUUACGAGGGACAACGGGCUCCGUUUGUGGAAGAGGAGUCCGCCAAAACCGGGAACUAAACCGGCAAAAGCCUCGGCCCUUUUCCUGCGGGAGUUCUCAGGGCUCACCCCCCACCCUCUUGCUUUGAGGUUUAGACUUUGGGUUCCUAAAUCUGUGCGAUGGACCAGCUAUCUGAUGAUGAGGUGGAGGUCAGAGAGGAUGAGGAAGAGGAAGACAGUGAUAAGGAGGAUCAGGAUCUGGAUAAGAUGUUUGGGGCUUGGCUGGGAGAACUGGAUCAACUCACACAGGGCUUUGCUGAUGGCCGCCCGGAACACCCCCCUCAACAGAAGGCACCCCUCAGACAGGAGACCAACAUGGCCAACUUCUCCUACAGAUUCUCCAUCUUCAACAUCAACGAGGCGUUGAAUCAGGGGGAAAAUGUCGAUCUGGACGCCCUCAUGGCAGACCUCAGCUCCAUUGAGCAGGAGCUCAGCACCGUUAGCCCUAAACAGAACAGCAGUAUGGCACGUCUAGGCCUCACUGAUACUAAGCUCCGUCAGAAGCCACCAGCAGGGCGCAGUAACAGACAGCAGUCAGCAGGGAGCAGUGGUGACACUGGUGGGGGUAGCAGUGUGCGUGGCGGAGGGGGAAGCAGCGGGGCAAGCAGCAGCAGCAGCAGUACCAGAGCCUCCCCGGCCAGCACCAUCAGAGUGACCCCUGGGCAACAAGGGAGGCCGGCGCUCGUGUCUAACUUCAGCCUGGACGACAUCACAGCCCAGCUUGAGAAGGCGUCAAUGAGCAUGGACGAAGCCGCCCGUCAGAGCUCCUCCCACUCGCUUAGCUUGGCAUCUUCUACGUCAGCCUCGGUACGGGGCCCAGUGUCCGGUCAACAGCAGCAUCGCCGCACAGGAUCCGUUGGCACAGUCAGUGAGCAUGAGGUACGAUCUGUUGUCCACUCGUCUCGGUCCUCCAUCACAUCAGCCUCAGGAACGUCCGUCAACUCUGCCUCCUCAAUGGACUCCCUGGACAACGUUAAUGUCAGCAACUCUGACAGUCAUCCCGCUUUAGCCCCACAUCCUGCCAAUGGCACUAGCCAGAAGGAUAACACAGAGCACUCCUAUCUGGACAGGGAAACCUCUCUGAUUCUGAGAAACAUAGCAGGGAAACCUUCACACCUGCUGACCAAGGAGGAGCAGGCUGCCAAGUUGAAGGCGGACAAUAUCAGAGUCGCUCUAGAGAAGAUAAAGGAGGCCCAGGUGAAAAAGUUGGUGAUUCGUGUUCAUUUGUCGGAUGAGAGUUCAAAGACUAUGAUGGUGGACGAGAGGCAAACCGUCAGACAGGUUCUGGACAGUUUGCUGGAGAAGUCCCACUGUGGCUUUAGUCCUGACUGGUCACUGGUGGAAACCAUCUAUGAACUCCAAAUGGAACGCAUAUUUGAGGAUCAUGAGAACCUGGUGGAGAACUUGCUGAAUUGGACCAGAGACAGCCAGAACCGGCUCAUGUUUACUGAACGCGUUGAAAAGUACGCAGUAUUCAAGAACCCACAGAAUUAUUUGUUGGGGCGAAAGGAGACAUGUGAAAUGGCUGAGCGGAACAAAGAGGCUCUGUUGGAGGAGUGUUUUGGCGGAAGCUCAGUGUCCGUGCCAGAGAUGGAGGGUGUUCUGUGGCUGAAAGAGGAUGGAAAAAAGUCCUGGAAGAAACGUUACUUCCUGCUGAGAGCCUCUGGUAUCUACUACGUCCCCAAAGGCAAAGCCAAGGCCUCUCGAGACCUGGUUUGUUUUCUGCAGCUUGACCAUGUGAACGUUUACCACGGCCAAGAUUACAAGAGCAAGUACAAGGCUCCUACCGACUUCUGUAUGGUGCUCAAGCACCCACAAAUUCAGAAGAAGUCUCAGUACAUCAAGUAUCUUUGCUGCGAUGACGUCAGGACUCUCCAGCAAUGGGUCAACAGUAUUCGCAUCGCCAAGUACGGCAAGCAGCUUUACAUCAACUUUCAGGAGGCCAUGAGGAGAACAGAGGCCGCCUAUGACUGGUCUUCGCUAUCCUCCUCCUCCAUCAAGUCAGGCUCUUCCUCCUCUAGUCUUCCAGAGUCUCAGUGCAACAGCUCCAGCCAAUCAGACAGUGGUGUGUCAGAAAUUACAUCAUCAGGCCACGCCCGCUCCCAAAGUGUUGUCAGCUCCAUCUUUUCUGACGCAUGGAGGAGGGGAACGCAGGGAGAGAUGAUGAAGAUGGAUGCCAUCAGUAGGCCCGUCCCCUUGCAGAUCCCCACCGUCUCCUCCCAGAACCUCCCACUUUCUCAGUCCCAAACACCACCCUCCCGAAGCAGCUACAUGGACGAGAUGGUUCCGUCGGACGAUUCCUCAUCUGCUGUGGAAAGUGACGCCAACCAGGCAGCAUCUGCUUCCGCCUAUGUCAAGUACAGCACGCUGGCUCGCCUGCAGAACCAGAACCAAUCCAGAGUGCAGCCAGCAGGAGCUGCCCAACUGCCCAAUUACAACACUCUCCCAGCUGCUUACACUGCCACCUCUCCAUCACCACCCUCUCCCCCACCGCCUCCUCCGCAUGUAGCCCCAGUUCCUGGCUCUGCUGUGGCCAUGCUUAAAUUUGGUCUACCCAGUCCAUCUGCUCCGACUCCUCCGACAUUCCAGAAUGAGGUGGAUGAACCCCAGUACCUCCCACCUCCGCCGCCUGAAAUCCUGGAAACUAACGAUUUGCCUCCGCCCCAAGCGCCUACACUGAAUCAACACGCUCAACUCUCCAACGCUGGCCUCCAGCAGUUCCUGGCACAGAAGUUCCCCAACAUGGUGUAUGACUUUACCCCAGCUAUGUGUGAGGAAUCUUCUCCACCUCCACCCCCAGCUGAAUUCUCUCCCCCUGAUUCCCUGCGGCCUCUGUCUCCCAAUGCCCCGCCUCCAGCACCACCCAAAACCUUCACUGGUGGAUUUCCUCCCCAAACUGCACGAAAACCUACAGGUCCCUCCUCCCUCCCACUUGCACUAUCCCCAUUGUCGCCCACACCGCCCCCCAGUGGCCAUGGACCUGUAAAGAAGCAGCAGAGUUUCUCGACUGGCCACUCCCCCAGUCAGCCACCCCCCACCCUCCCCAAGCAACACAGCCUCUCAUCCAAAAACCUAGUCCUCUCCCCUUCCUCUUCCUCUGUCUCCAUGGCAACCUCGUCACUGGUCAAACAGAUUGUUAAUCACUUCCCAGGAAACACUGCUCCUUCCCCUCUUUCCUCCUCAAGCUCCAUGGAAGGAUCAAAGUUCAGUGCACCUCAAUCUCCCCCAGCAGUCAAGGUGAAGCCAAAAUGGCAGCCAGGUGGCGCUGUCGUUCCCCAGUCCCCAGAGUUCCCCCCACCUCCUCCGGACGGCUCGCUCACGGGAUUCCCUCCUCCGCCUUUCUCAAAGAUAGGCUCCCCCGUAAAGAAGUCCCCUUCAACAUCGUCGAGUGGCUCCAGCAAGCGGGGCCCUCCGCCGACCCCACAGAGAGCCUCCUCUGUGCGCACCAACUCAAACGAGGCUCCGGACGACAGGCCCAAAAAAGUGGAGAGCCUGCUCAGCAAGUUUGGACAAGCACCUCAAACCGGUACAUCCUCUAGCUCUUCGUCAGCGACCGGCUCGCCCUCGAAGGACUCCACUGCAAUUCCGACACCGCUUCCAAAGCCAGGAAAGCUGAAUUUGGCCAACCUCCCGCUGGCGCUCCAGGGGCUUCAAACAAGCCAGCACCACCAGUCCUCUUCAGACUUCCCUUCGCCUCCACCCCCUCCACCUCUCUCUCAACCUCAACACCUGGAGACAUCCCCUGACUACUUCCCGCCCCCACCAAGUGACUCUGAGCUCUUCCCUCCUCCGCCCCACCCGCCCGAAUUCCAUCACCCACCAAAGGUGGCCGUGGUGAACCCCCAACCUCAAAAGCAGCCAUUGCUGGCGCCUCCGGGUUCGUGGAAGCAAGGCUCCUUAAAAAAGGGAGCGGUGGCGCCACCGACACUGAACCGGCGGGCCAGCAACACCAGCCCGUACGAGAUGACAACCUCACUGCCCCUGUCGCCGCCACCCCUCUCUCAGACCCCACCGCCCACCCUUUCUUCCUACUCCUCUUCUCCCAUGCACCCCACAUCACCGAAAUCCGCAGGACCGAGCACCCUCGCACUUAAAACUCACUUCCUGGAGGACCUGAACCGCACGCUGAAGAGGAAGUCAGUUUCCCGCCACGGCUCACUCACCUCUUCCCAUCUCAUCCCGUCCUCCAAGAUGGAACCUGUGGUCACCAUGGACGACAUGGCCCUUCUCCCGCCUCCGCCCCCCGAACUCCUGCAGUAUCAGCAGCAAGUGGCCCGCGGGCACACGCAAACGCUGUCUCGCCACCAUGCACAUUCCCAAUCCGCCAAACACAGCGCCAAUAUCUCAGGCUAUGCAACGCUGCGACGAGGACCACCUCCCGCACCGCCAAAACGGGACCAAAGCACCAAACUCACCAGUGAGUGGUAGAGGAAAAAGAAAAACUUUGGAACAAUUUAUCAAGUCCCUGCGGUGGAAUCAUGUUCCACUUUGAGUUGUGCGGCUUUUCUUUAACCCCCCCCCGUUGCAGUCAGAACAAAAUCAAACCAAAGUUAUGAUUUUAUUGGUUUAAUCAAAUCAAACAUUUGAAAGGAAGAAUGCGGGUCAGUUCUGGCUGGAACUUAAUGGACACAAACAGGAAGCAAAUUUGGUUCUGACUGCUAUUGACUUAAUACUCAUCAUCAUUAAAGUUAUUCUUGGGCUCAUUAUCAAUAUUGGUUUAAAGAAACACAGUAUGUCUGUACUGUACAUGUUUGUGUAUACUGGCAAACCCUUAAAAGAACAAGCUUUUUUCACAAUAUCUGUGCAAUUUACAUUAAAAAUAGUAUAAAAAAAAAAGUACCAUUAGAGGUUUUGCUGGGGGAAGAACCAUUAAAGCUGGUACCCAAUGGACCCGCAGCAGUGAUGAAGGAUGCAGGACGUUUUAUUAUGUUUAUAGUUCAUGUAUGUUGUGGAUUGGAAGUUCAAACCGUUGUGUGUGUUUUUAUAUAAAAUUAUUUAAUACUGGAAAGAUGUUAUUACCAUAUAAUUAUUUGAAGUUUUAAAGGAGCUCUCCAAGGAAAGUUUCAUUUGAUGUCAAAAGUGUUAUUCAUCUUGCUUAAACUGUCUGUUCAAAUGACUUGUAACUUUGUACUUUCUUCACAGUCACUAUCAUAUAUUGUAUGACUAAAAUACUCACUCGCUAUACUUUGAAGAUUGGAGAGCUAAACAAUGUUACGUUGAAGGAAGUGGCACUCCAAAGACCAGAGCCAAGCUACUGUGAUCAUGUCAGAUUUUGGGCCGCUCAACAUAAACCUCAAAACAUAGACUCAGUUCUUCGCAAAAUCCAUGGCAUAAUUGACCAAUCUGCCAAAAAUUACAAAUCCUCACUACAAUAAACUAAUCACAUGAAGGCGAUGUCAGUCUAUUUCUUAGUCACUGUUUUUACUACAUUUCCAAUGAAAAGGAUAUACAGUAGCUACAUUUGGAAAAAUAAAAAAAAAUUACCUCAAAUGCUGCAUUUAUUCAGAAUUUUCUCAAAUAAUGGCCCGAGGCACUUAAAUUUAAAAAAAAAAAAAAAAAAGACGACAAAAUUCAUUGAUUGUGCUUUUCAAUGCACAGGGCAACAUUUAUGAAACUUGUUCAUUUAGUCGAUUAUGGUAUAAAAGACCUCCCAUUUACAGUAUCGAAUCGAAUAUAUACACAGUGAAUACUGCCCCGAACCCACAAAAAACCAUGUAUCUCCAAAUUGAAAAGUCACGAAACUUGGAUACAACUUGGGGCAGUGAUAAUAUACGGUACAUAAGGUAGUAAUGAAUUAUAAAAUUGCAUUUGUACAAAUAAAAGGUGUAUGAAAAUGUUAAUAAUGCUAUUAUACAUAACUGGUCAAAAAUAUUGAUUAGAAUCUGUUAAAGAAUUGAAUAAAAAUGUGCAGAAUAUAGAUUUAGUGAUUCAUUAAAAAUGGCAUGUUUUGGGGAUCAUACACAUGUACUUCAACAGUAUUGUGCUGAAAGAACACCCCCCACCCUUAUAUAAAUUGUCAAAAACACCCAUAGCCACUUAAUGUGGAACUAUGGUAUUGUAU
This is a messenger RNA of Syngnathoides biaculeatus (alligator pipefish), 6507 nucleotides long. RefSeq names its product Ras association (RalGDS/AF-6) and pleckstrin homology domains 1a (gene raph1a). The record is from RefSeq and is a predicted model, not a curated record. Gene Ontology annotation, cellular component: cytosol; plasma membrane. Lineage: Eukaryota; Metazoa; Chordata; Actinopteri; Syngnathiformes; Syngnathidae. The transcript has 19 exons. The coding region runs from base 567 to 4874 and encodes 1435 amino acids. Gene Ontology annotation, biological process: signal transduction.